Molecule: messenger RNA, 583 nt
Organism: Hibiscus syriacus
Lineage: Eukaryota; Viridiplantae; Streptophyta; Magnoliopsida; Malvales; Malvaceae
Exons: 2
Coding region: 242-583 (113 amino acids)
Source: RefSeq, a predicted model, not a curated record
CCGCACAAUUGCAAAACUUCGUUUCGGGUUUAACCAUUCUUUUGUGUCCGUUUCAAAUGGUUCCAUUACAAACCGCUGGCGAUGUUGUCGGUUCUAUAGUCCGGGACCUCUUGCACUCGACAGGUCUAAUUCAUCAAUGCCUUCAGAAAACGAAAAAGGCGUUGCUAAAGCCGUUCGAGGGGCAGUUCGGCCGUCUCUUGCUUUGGCUUGCACUCUAAGCAUCAUCAGUUGAGGCUGUAAAAUGAACUUUAAAGCUAUGGCUUGUCCCAAGCAACAGGUUUAUCGGAAAGCUCCAUCUUUCCAGCAAAAUGCUCCUCUGGUGGCACCGAGGAAAAUGGCACUCAAGUCAUUACUGGAUGUAACGGUGUGCCUGGCUUCAAAAGAGGGAAGAAGGAUGAGGGACGUUAGUCCAGGGUCACAUGUCCCUGGUCCGAGGCAUUCGGCUCCAUCGAAGGAUCAAAUUGAUCAACUCAAGAAAGAGGCUAUGAGCCUAAUGAAACGUGGUCUGCUAGAAGAAGCACUAUAUAUGUUGAAGAAUGAGUACAAGAAAUGUCGGAACCUGAGUCCGCUUAUUAUAUGUUGA